AUGAAGUGGAGCAAUAAAUUGGUGGUAACUUUGAUAAACAUAGUUCUGCUGGCCGUGAUUAUAUUGAGCCUACCGGUGUUAAUACCAAUCCUAGCGUUGUUUCAACUACAUCGACAAAUCGUAGCACAAUUGCUAGCCGUCAAGUAUGGUUCAUCAUUUCGAGGAUUGAUGGAAGGGUCGGAUGUCGUUUGGGCAGGGCAACAGCGAUCGUCCAAGUCAAUGGUAAAUGUGUUACUGUUGUUUAAAAGCCCUGCACGCGUGUCAAACGGUUGCGGUUCGGAUUUGCUCGACAUAUUUCGGAACCGCUUCAAGCGUCGUCAUACGGACGGGACCUAUCAGAAGAUGUUCUGGGAAAGACGAUUUCAAUGGGGAUACUAUUUUUGGAAGGAACAAGGGCUUCCGCUGUGGGCCGAUCGUUACGUCAAAGAACUCGACGCGGUUCCCCACCGUGACUGCCUAUCACGAAUUGAGCUCUGCACGCUAAUUGGCUCAAUCAGCAAUCGGGAUUGUAAUGGCACGAGUUGGGAGCUGCUCGUUGGAAGCCAGCCAUUACGACGUCACGAGGGCAGCGCCGUAAUGCUGUACCCGGUCCUUUUCAGGUACCAUCAUUCAAUAGCUGAUGGAAUUGCGAUAUUUCGAUUGUUCUGCCAGGAUUUCCUCGACAAUCCGGCCGCGUCGGAGAAACACGUGUGGAAUCCAGAUACAGCCAAUCAAGGCUCAGUGCGGAGCUUCAUCACUUGGCGCAAUCUCUUCCUGAUGGCAUUUCGAAGUCCGAGAUUUUUGAUAAACGAGAUAUUGUUCAAACGCGAGCGCAACUCUUUCAUCGGCGCGGAACCGAGCGAUGAUAAAAUCGUUUGCUGGGUUGGAGCAGAUAGUGAGCAAAACGGCUGCUGUGAGACGCCCGUAAUAAACGUAAUCAAGAGUGUAAAGCGCUUGCUGGAUGGGUGCAGCUUUACGGACGUCUUCCUGACAGCUUUUGCGAUGAGUCUUCGGUCGUUCUGCAUACGGAAGGGUGUACCCGUUCCACCGGCCGUCACAAUCGGCCUAAUGAGAAGGUUUCAGCGUGAAUCCAAAGUAAUACGGCUGCGUAAUCGUUCUACGGCUGUGUUUAAAACGUUACCACUAGCUGACCUGCCGAUAGAUGCUUCUUCCUUUGCAACACUCAACGAGCUGCUGUCACAGAUAAAUGCAGUAAGAGGUCCCGUCGAAGCAGCACAAGCCGUUGCGGACGCAAUACUAACUCAUCUGUGCGUGUCAUAUCUCCCGGAGCUACUGCCAGCUCCGAUUAUGCGUGUGUUGUUUUCCCGAAGUAAGUUCACGAUUGCACUGUCCAACAUUCCGGCGUUUGUCGGCAGUGUCGCGGUGGAAAACUACAUCCUAAAGGAGGCUGCAUUUUGGGUUCCCAACAUCGAGAAGAACUUGUUUGGGUUAACGCUACUGACGACGAAUGGUCAGUUGCAGAUAGGUGCAAUAGCUGAUCGUAGAAUAAUUGCAUGCGAAACAGAGUUGGAUAGUUUAUUGAGCGAUACUUUACAGGAGCUUAGACGUUUAGAUAAUGCGUUAAAGAAUAAAAUCUAUUGA
Messenger RNA from Anopheles marshallii, 1581 nucleotides. RefSeq lists its product as uncharacterized. Gene Ontology annotation, molecular function: long-chain-alcohol O-fatty-acyltransferase activity; diacylglycerol O-acyltransferase activity. Lineage: Eukaryota; Metazoa; Arthropoda; Insecta; Diptera; Culicidae. Gene Ontology annotation, biological process: triglyceride biosynthetic process. Gene Ontology annotation, cellular component: plasma membrane. The record is from RefSeq and is a predicted model, not a curated record. The transcript is spliced from 3 exons. Bases 1 to 1581 code for a protein of 526 amino acids.